GCCGGGCGGGCCGGGGCAGCGCGCCGGCGGCGUGUCUGUGUUGUGUCUGGGUGUGCAUCUGUGUGUGCGUGUGUGUGCACCGUCUGCUCUCCGCAGAGGCUGCCUCGCUACUGCUUUCAGGUUUUCUGACUGGAUUUACGUGUGUCCUGGUGGGGGGAGUGUUGGUGUCAGUCGUGGAGGUCUCGGGCCCCUGCAGCACGACAUAGGUUUGUCCUUAAACCAGCCCUGCUUCAUCGUCAUACAUCUUUUAUUUUGUUUGCUUCAGGAAGUGUUUUGGAAAUAUGCAAGGAAGAUAGGAGAGGAUAAGGGGUGUUAGCUUUGAGGAGCAGUAACAAGUGAUGUUGAUUUCUGCACAACUGGUGGGUGGAGGUUCCAUUUCUGAGUUGUCCCCAUGGCACCAAUCUAAACUUUUCUCUUGGGAGAACUGGUGAGGAAAUUCAGCAGACAACGUGUUUGUCUCAGUGCUCUGUUUCCUCUCUCUCUCUGUCACACACUGUUUCAUAAAUCAGCAGCUAGAUUUUCACUUUUCUGUUGUGUAGUUAGUAUUACUGGAAGCAACUUAUGUUUCUUCACCCAUCUAUUAUUGCCAUUCAUUUUCUUAUAUAAUUGUUUCUGGGAAGCUGUAAACAUAAGCAUGCCUCAAGGACCUGAGGAUAUACUACUAAUAAUAAUGCAGAAGAACUCUUCAUGGCAAAUUUUGAAAUAUAUUGAAUUUUCAAGUCUUAAGUGGCUUGUUUUGAAGUACAGUAAUGAGCAAUUGGAAAGCAAGCAAGAAUAUAUAUCUUCUAUAGGGUCAACUGUAUAGGUGUGGGAAUUUGACAGAUGUUUGUACAGCCUUUUUUGGAAACCUCCAGUGCUGGAGGCAGAGCAAUCUCCCCCCAUAACUUAUUUGUAUGUGCAUUAAGAAAAGCUUUGCAGCUGUAAGGACAAUAAUGUACUUGAAUCCUCUCUACUAUAAUUUGAAGCCAUUUCCAUUCACAACUAUAAAUGGUUUGGGGAACAACUUAUUUCUGUUUUCCUUAAAAGUGGUUCUUAUACUUUGUUCUGUAGGAUGUGUGUUCAUUUUAAUUGUGUCUCCUCUUUUUUAACUUAAACAUUCCCAGUUACUUUAAUCCUUUCUUAUAUAUUUGGUAUUUAAGCUCAGAUCAUUUUUGAUCCUCAUCUCAGAAUUCAUUCCCAUUAGUUCAUAUGUUUGACUGGAUUUGAAGGGCAGUAUUCAGAACUGGAGAGAGUACUCCAGCUGAAUUCUAAACACUAUUAAGAAAGAUUUAUGUGCUGUCAAAACUGUACAUCUGUUCGUGCAUCCUGGUAUGGACGGUAGCUUUUGGCAUAUUCACCUUCUGUUCCAACUUAGACUCCAGGUCUUUCCUGCACAACUAUAACCUAGUAAGUUUUCCCCCUUGCAGUUGGUUAUUCUGGCUUAAAUUGAAGACCUUGUAUUUAUUCUUAUUAAAGUGCCCUUCCUGGUUGGUUGGUUUGUUUGUUUUUGUUAGGGGUUUCUUGUUUAAAAACAAACAAAACCAAGGCAAACUUCUCUGAUUAAUAAAGACUGGAUUUGAAUUCAGAAUUUUCUUCCAUUAUGGUUUCAUGUUGUUGCAGCUUGCUGCCAUUUAUAAUAUUAAGAAAAAUAAUCUGUAGUUAAUCACAAAACAAUACUACUUAGGGGAAUCCUCUGUGGACUUUCAGUGGCCUAUGUUACUUCUUGAUUCUAUUUUUCUGCAUGACCUUGCAGCCAAGAUGAAAAGUAGUGUCAGUUUAAUAUUAAAUUGGGCUUAUGCCACAAACUAAAUCCUUAUCACAGAGGGAAGUACAUUUUCUGACUCUAAUUAGGACAAGCCUGUGUACUUGCAAGGCUGGCAGGAAGCAAUAUUCCAAGCUUGUCUUUUGCUCUUUGAUCUUUAGCAGCAGCGUGUUUAUUCCUUAGAUGUGCAAGGCACAGAGCAGCCUGAAAUAGAUGUGGAGAAGCCUGUCCUUAGUAAAUAGGAUUUGAAAAUAUAUUUGGGCCACACAGUAAUGCUCAUCUUGGCUCCUUUCUCCUUCCCCUGCAUCCCCUUAGUUUACCUUAUCUGAGCCUUCAGUUUUUCACAGGGCAAGAAGAUCACAGCAAGAAGCUUCUCUCUGCUUUUGACACCUUGUACUACAGAGCAUUUUCCUCAUUCACCAGAUAGAAACUUUAAAAAAUUUAUAAGCUAAAUACAAAAUCCCUUGUGUAAUAUGCCACAGCUGUCUCUUACUUCGGACUUUUUUUUUCUUUGCAUGUCAUUGUAGUGUUUGAGCAUUUUCCUGAUGUGUAAAUUAGAUCUGUAUGACAGUAUGUUAUUUGAAAUUCGUCAGUCUUCACAGUUCUUCCACGGGAGGUUUUCUUUCCCUGCUAAUGGAGGCCGCCUUGAGCUGCACAGGAACUCAGCAUAGCAGCGAAGCUUUUCUGCUUUUCUCAGCCUGCCUGUCUCUAGCUUCAUGGUAGCACAAACUAGAAAGUAUUUGGUGUCACACACUUAACUCUCUCUAAAUUUCCAUCUUUCACACAAUGUGACAACAACUGGGAGGAAAAGGGGGUCUCCUAAAAGUGUUGUGUUUUCUUUCUUCUUCAAAAGAAGAAGAAACUGAGUAGCUGUUAAAAUUCUACAGGAAAAGAGAAUAAGAAGCAAAAGUUAACUUUCUAGACUACUUUAUCUAUCCUGAACUAUUUCAGUGAGAUUAAGGAAAUUCUUAGUGUGGUGACAACCACACCUAAGGCAGACAUCCAACUGUUACUUAUUAAGGCCCACAAUUAUAAAGGAACAGAUCUGUUAGAGGUGGAACUAUCCUACCAGAUGACCAUGUUUUCUUUCAGUUAAGCUUAAGAAAAAUCUCGAUUCACCCAAUACCUUCAGUCUUUGUGCAUGUUUCUCGAAUCUCAUUGUAAUUUUAUUUAACUUGCUAUAAAUUGCAGUAGGCUUUUAUUCUUUGCAGUUACUUUGAAUAGAUGUUUUAGAUAUUUCUGAAUUUUUAAAAACUAAGGGCAUUAACUGUGAAAUGACAAGGAGUUUGGAGACACUGAAUAAAUGAAUCUUUUAUUCUGCUGGUAUGGUGAACACAUAUACAGUUCGUAAUAACUUUGAGAUACAGAAGACAUUUCUACUAACUAUUGUUUGUGGUGUUUUGAUACUACAAUUCACAAGACCUAUAACUUAUGCUCUUGCUUUGAAGUUUGCUCCCUCCAUCCCUUUUAUAUAGGUAAUGCAAGUAAUUCUGUUAUUUGUACUAUGCUUGUGGACUAGAAUACUUAAUCUGUCUUAGAUGCUUCAAUUUAGGAAUGAUGUGACCAAUUGAAAUUAGUCCAGAGAUGAUUAAAAAGAAUGAUUUUUUUUUUUCCCCCCAUGGUGGACCUAAAAGCAAUACUUAGGUUUUGGAACCUCCCUCACCAGAAGUUGUUAGGACCACUUUCGAGUGGUCUUAGACAUGAGUUGGCUUCACAGUGGAAGGCUUGAGCUAAAUGUUUGCUUGAAGUGCUUUCUGGCUGUUCCUAUGAAUAUUUUAAUAACUUUUUAGGCACUCAGGAAUUUCCAAAGGUAUUGCUUCUUGUUUGUAAGUCAUUGAGCCUUAGCUGAGACACAGGAGCUUGCCCAACUGUGUUCCAUCUGUUGAAAAUUCAAGGAAAAAUAAUACUAUUUCAUUAUUGUGGUUUAGACCAAAACAGUAAUUAUGAUGAAUUUGUAUUCAUGACUUCACAGUAUAUGCAUGGUUCAGUAUCACAACUCUGAUACUAUUGCCUUAUAGUGAGAUAGUGAACGUUGCCUGUGUUUUUUUUAUGUUCUGGGGGUUGUGUUUGUUCUGAUUGUAGUUUCUGGCUAGUGUAUUGCUCUUCCUGACUGGCUCCAGUAUUUGCCAUUUGAGGGAAAUCAAAAAUGAUUACACUGCUGGAUACAGUAGGGAGCUGUGAGAUUUAAGAAUAUCUCUGCUAAGAAAAUUCACUGCUUCUACAGCCUUCCAUCUUAGUGUGCAGUUGAUUUCACUUGAAACACCUAUCUGAAGAAACUAACAGUAGGCAAGGUGUAAUUGCCUUUUAAAAAUGUUAAAAGUUCAGCAGUGUGUAACAGCUGUCAAGAUACCCAAGAAAAAGCCAUAUAUUUGUGACAUGUGCUAUAAACAGUUUGAAACUCCAUCAAAAUUAGCUAGGCAUUAUCUCAUACAUACUGGUCAAAAGCCAUUUAAAUGUCAUGUAUGCAAUAAAACAUUUAGGCAGCUAGUCCACCUGGAGAGGCAUCAGUUAACCCAUAAUCUGCCUUUUAAGUGUAUUGUUUGUUAUAGAAACUUCAAAAAUGCAAUCACUUUCUUAAAGCAUCAGCAGCUUCAUAAUGAAAAUUAUGAGAAUGACACAAAACAAGCAGAAAACUCCGUGGAUUCUGAGCAAGGCAGGGUCACUUGCGGCAUAUUUCAGUGUUCUGCAUGCUCGAAGCGUUUUAAAACUGAAGAGAGGUGGAUGCUGCAUCAGUGUCUGAAGUCAGAUCAUCUCCGUGGUGCCAGAAGGAGAAAGAAAACUCACACUUGUGAAUCGUGUAACAAGACAUUUCCAUCAAGAUCCAAGCUAGAAAGACACUUCCUUAUUCACACUGGACAGAAACCUUUUAAGUGUUCUUCAUGUGGCAAAUCUUUCAGACAGUCAACACACUUGAAAAUUCAUCAGCUCACACACACAGAAGAAAGGCCUUUUCAGUGCUGUUUUUGUCAGAAGGGAUUUAAAAUACAGAGCAAACUUGUGAAGCAUAAACAGCUCCAUGCCCGAAAUAAGACUUUCCCCAGUACUGUAUGCAAAGCAAAGGCUCUUAAAUAUCCCAGACCACACAACCUAUUGGAAGAAAAGAGGGAUAGUUUUGACAGUGCUGACACACAUGAGUCACAGGAGAAUGACCCACAUGAUGUUCACUCGAUUUAUAUUGUACCCUUUGAAUGCCCAGCAUGUGAGCAGUGUUUUGAAACAGAGCAUGUUCUAAAUUUGCACAAAUGUUGUUAUCCAAGAGACAGCAGAAGUUCAAAUAAUGGUACAACAGCUUGCAGACACAGAGUCAACAUGAAAAAUAAGAUCCUGAUGAAACUGAAGCGUACUGGAGCGAAGGCAACAGAUUUUUCUCUGACUGACAGAAAAAAACCAAAAUCAGGUCAUGUUAGAAAUCCUGACCUGGUUGCAUCUAGAGAUCAGCGUUCUGAUCAGCAUGCCUCCACUAAACCUUCCAAGGAUUGCCACAGCAAGCUUGACGUGCACAAGGCACUUAGUAAUCAGAUGAAAAGAACGUUGACUGUGCCACUACCUUGGCAAGAGCACCUGCAACCUCACAACUUGGGCGUUAAUUUAAAAGGUGUGCUUACUGGUGAAAGCAUGUUAAACGUUGAUGAUUCACUGGAUAAUAAAAGUGAUGCUUUUUAUGGUUCAUCAAGUGAUAACUUCUUCGAUAAUCCAGAAGUACGUCACUGUGCUUUUUCAGCUUCUGCUAAAAAUAUACAUAACAGACACAAAGUGUGUAAAUGUGACAGAUGUGAAAAAAUUUUUCCAUCCUUAUCUAAACUUCAAAGACAUUAUCUUAUACACACAGGACAGAAGCCCUUUGGCUGUAAUGUUUGUGGGAAGACAUUUAGACAAUCAGCUCAUUUAAAAAGACAUCAGCUCACCCAUACUGAAAAGAGACCCUGUAAAAGCCCCAUUUGCCAGGUAGAAUUUGAAAACCUGAAUAAACUUUUCAAUCACCAGGGAGAUCACAAUGAAUUUAAGACUUCUCAGCCUGUGGGUUAUUCUCAAACACCUUCACAGCCAUCUGGCUUUCAAGAAUUUGAGCUGAUUCAGUCAAACCAAGCAGCUGAAAUCAAAGUUGAAAUCGAGUCAGGGGAUUUUGUGCUUGACACCAGCAGUAGAAACCCACAGCUGUAUUUGUGUAGUAAAUUGUUGAAAACAGAGCAAAGCUGUUACAGUUAUUGGCAUGAUUUUUCUGAAGAUACUGAAAAAAGUGAAGUUGCUAACAAAUUAUAUCAGUGCAGUAUCUGCUUUAAAACUUUUAAAUCUCAUUCUAAGCUUGAAAGACAUCACCUAAUGCAUGCUGGACAGAAACCUUUUGAAUGUUUAGUUUGUGGAAAAAAAUUCAGACAGACCCCACAUUUGAAAAGACACCACCUUACUCAUUUUAAAGAGCUUAAAGCUUAGCUCCACUGAGCAACAGGUGGUGUGGUUUUUUAUCAAAAACUGGAUAAUGUCCUAUGAAAUCAUAGAUUUAAACUUUUAGCUGCACAAUUAUUAAAAAAAUUACAUUAGACCAAACAACUGAAGGGGAUUAUAUUUUUCUGUUACAGAGAUGAGAUGGUGAAGAUGAUACUGUCUUCAGAACUGUCUACUUGUUAUAAUUUGUGAGAUAUGAAUGUUGAGAUGUUUUAAAAAAUGCAACAAAAAAGCCACUUUGCAUUCCUUUGGCUAAAUUAAUUUAUAAAUACACGUUCUCACUGUAUUAAUAGUGUUGCAGCAGUCUGCAGUGCUCCAUGAAUCAGAUAUUUUAAAAGUUUUACCUUUUUCUGUGUAGCAUUUUAUGUUCAAUGACAACUAUCAGAAAAGUAAAAACAUAAAGUAAUUGCCAGAAUAUUGAAAAAAUGGUCCUUUCACUUUCUUCUGUCUCCCUAUAUGUUGCAAGCAAAGGGCACUUGCUGUAUUUAUUUAAUAUUUUUAAAAUGGUUAUUUUUAGAAAAAAGAUACAAAAAAAGGAAGAAAGUAGAAAAAGGGGAGAAAUGAGAAAAUGAGAUAAACACGAGGCUUAAUGAGAAAAAUGUUGAUGUGGCAUUAUAGAACAUUCUCUUUUCUAUAGAAUAGAAAAAAAAUGCUUUUUAAUGUGCUUGGAGAUCUAUUCCUCAUCUUGGAGAUGAGGAAUUUGAUUAUUUCCCUUUUUAUAUAGAAUAUAAGGAGACAAUGCUAUAAUGUUAGGAUUUAUAAUCAGUUGAUCUAUUUCACCACUUGAUUAACUCCACUCCCUUGUAUAUCCCUUGCCUUCUCUAGCUCUUUUGGCCUAAUCAUAUAUUACUGAACUAUUGCUGAAGUGGACAAGAAAUCAUCAUUAACUUUACCAAUGUGCUUACUAUCUGUUCUGGUCUCCUUUCCUUCUAGCAUACAUAUUGAACCAGUAAAAGAAAUGUUCUCUAAGAUGUGAUAAUAACUCAGACAAGCAGUUUUGCCAGGAAGUCAUGUUCUCAUUAUAUGAAAUAUAAGAGACUGAAAAUUACUUUUAGCUGAAUUUAAGUAAUUCUGAUUUUGUAUUAAUAGAAUCUGUAGCUAUACUUUCUGGUAAGUAGAUGGCUUUGUCCGUUGUGUCGAAGAGGCUGGCAAGAAGUGUAAGUGCAGUGGAGCUUUAUACAUUACGAACAAGAAUGAAGUUUGUUUCUUUUUUAUUUUCCUCUGAAAAAACUACCUUUUAGGAUACCUUCUUUGUUAUGCAACUUUUCAGUAGUUGAAACCUGAAGUUUUUUAUCCUACUUCUAAAUUAAUAUCUGUAAGAUAUGUGAAAUUCUCUAUUUAAAUAGAUCCAUAUUUAUUUAAGUAAAAUGGGUUUGAUUUUUUAUUAUUUUUGAAGUGGCAUGAGCUUUGUAGUAUUUGGUGAAUGUGAAGUGAAGGAUAAAGGGCAUUUUUAUUUUCAUAGAUGUUAUUCUUUUCUAUUUUCAGAGAGCAUAAAACCAGGAAAAAUACUCAGAAACUGUCUGUAGUUACUAUGAUUUUUGUAUGACAGACAAAUCCAGUACAUUAAUAAUGACUCUAGUUAUAUAUUGAGAUUUUUCUCUCCCUGUGUGAAUUGUUUCAUAUUGAAAGAACACUGUAUAAAAUGUUUUGAAAGCAUAUUGUAGAGCUCUUUUAAAAUACUUGUAAUAAACUAUUUUAUUUAUAUUGUA
Molecule: messenger RNA, 7893 nt
Organism: Myiozetetes cayanensis
Lineage: Eukaryota; Metazoa; Chordata; Aves; Passeriformes; Tyrannidae
Gene: ZNF770
Product: zinc finger protein 770
Exons: 2
Coding region: 4052-6172 (706 amino acids)
Source: RefSeq, a predicted model, not a curated record